GAACGAUGGCGUCUGAUAAAGUGCUGCUUCUGAAUUCACUGAAGGACCUGAGAGAAAAUGAACUGAAGGAGUUUCAGUGGCACUUAAAGAAUGAUCAUGAAUCUAUAUCAGAGUCUGAAAUGGAAAAAGCAGAUCGAUUAAAAACUGUGGAUAAGAUGGUGGAGUGUUUUGGGCCAGAAGAAGCUUUGAGGAUCACAGUGAAGAUCCUGAAGAAGAUAAACCAGAACAAUCUGGCUGUUGAGCUGGAGAACAAACACAAACAAGGUCAGGCUGAGGAAAGAAGUGAGGAUCCUGCUCCUGUUAUAGCCGAAUCAAAACCAACUGAGGGUAAAUAUUCAAGUCAAACCCUCAUUCCUCUAUAUGUGAAAUGUGGUGCCUCGCAGGACCAUGGUGCUACUUAUUUAAACAUACUGCAGAAGUGA
This is a messenger RNA of Sinocyclocheilus rhinocerous, 422 nucleotides long. Its product is annotated as NACHT, LRR and PYD domains-containing protein 6-like. The transcript is spliced from 2 exons. NCBI's taxonomy places the organism in Eukaryota, Metazoa, Chordata, Actinopteri, Cypriniformes, Cyprinidae. Bases 6 to 422 code for a protein of 138 amino acids. The record is from RefSeq and is a predicted model, not a curated record.